AAGCCACAAGGUGACCCUGAAUUCAGGACCCAGGAGCAUGAGGCUAGAGGGACAAGAGACAGCUGGCCAGCCACGAGCGACCAUGCUGCCCACACCCAAUGGCAGUGGGCCGAGCCAGGAGCUUGAAGGCCAUUGGCCAGAGACCACAGAGAGGUCCCCGUGUGUGGCCGGUGUCAUCCCUAUGAUCUACUACAGCAUCCUGCUGGGCCUGGGGCUGCCUGUCAACCUCCUGACCACGGUGGCCCUGGCCCGCCUUGCCGCCAGGACCAGGAAGCCGUCUUACUGCUACCUUCUGGCGCUCACGGCCUCGGACAUCGUCACCCAGGUGGUCAUCGUGUUCGUGGGCUUCCUCCUGCAGAGGGCAGUGCCGGUGCCCCGGGCGGUGGUGCACACGGCUCACAUCCUCGAGUUCGCCGCCAUCCACGCGUCAGUCUGGAUCGCCGUCCUGCUCACGGCUGACCGGUACAGCGCCCUGUGCCACCCCCUGCACCAUCGCGCGGCGUCCUCCCCAGGCCGGACCCGCCGCGACAUUGCCAUCGUCCUGGGUGCUGCCCUGCUCACUGGCAUCCCCUUCUACUGGUGGCUGGAUGUGUGGAGGGACCCGGACCCGCCCAGCACCCUGGACGAGGCCCUCAAGUGGGCUCACUGCCUCACGGUCUACUUCAUCCCCUGCGGCGUCUUCCUGGUCACUAACUCAGCCAUCGUCUGCCGCCUGCGGAGGAGGGGCCCGAGCGGGCUGCACACCCGGCUGGGCAAGAGCACGGCCAUCCUCCUGGGGCUCACCACGCUCUUCACCUUCCUCUGGGCCCCCCGCAUCUUUGUCAUGCUCUACCACCUCUACGUGGCCCCCGUCCACCGGGACUGGAGGGUCCACCUGGCCUUGGACGUGGCCAACAUGGUAGCCAUGCUCCACACAGUCGUCAACUUUGGCCUCUACUGCUUUGUCAGCAAGACUUUCCGGGCCACCAUCCGAGAGGUCAUCCACGAUGCCCACCUGCCCUGCAUCCUGGGGUCACAGCCAGGGGGCACGGUGGUGGAGCCCGUGCUGAAGCCUCCAGGAUUCCCCGAAGGGACAGAGUUGUAGAGGUGGGGCCC
This is a messenger RNA of Miniopterus natalensis, 1095 nucleotides long. It is a transcript of the gene GPR142, whose product is annotated as G protein-coupled receptor 142. Gene Ontology annotation, biological process: G protein-coupled receptor signaling pathway. NCBI's taxonomy places the organism in Eukaryota, Metazoa, Chordata, Mammalia, Chiroptera, Miniopteridae. The record is from RefSeq and is a predicted model, not a curated record. Gene Ontology annotation, cellular component: plasma membrane. Gene Ontology annotation, molecular function: G protein-coupled receptor activity.